Messenger RNA from Magnolia sinica, 2623 nucleotides. RefSeq names its product cation/H(+) antiporter 15-like. The transcript has 4 exons. Gene Ontology annotation, biological process: proton transmembrane transport; regulation of pH. The record is from RefSeq and is a predicted model, not a curated record. Lineage: Eukaryota; Viridiplantae; Streptophyta; Magnoliopsida; Magnoliales; Magnoliaceae. Gene Ontology annotation, cellular component: endomembrane system; membrane. Bases 126 to 2528 code for a protein of 800 amino acids. Gene Ontology annotation, molecular function: antiporter activity.
GAUAGGGAAACCACCUUUCUUUCCUCCUCCCUCUACACCUAGAGCAAAGGAGAGGAGGAGCAAAAGUCUCCGGCGUCAUCGUCAUCGCCGUUGUUUUCAUUAACAUUGUUGUUGUGGUGGUGGCGAUGGCGAUGGCGAUGGCGGACGACAAGCAUGUGUGCAUGAAGAUGCCGGACAUUAUGGACGACAUUUUGACCGUGUUUUUACAAAUACUAAUAAUCUUGAUCGUUUACCGGCUCAUAUAUUCCAUAAUCAAGCACUUGGGUCAGCCUCGUAUCGUCGCCCAAUUACUAGCAGGGGUGGUGCUCGGACGAGCAGGAUUUUCACGAUCCCACGGUUUCAGAGAAAUGGUAUUCCCGUACGACAAGGGGCCGAUGACAGGAAAGGCUUUGACGAUCGGACGGGGGUUGUUCAUGUUGCUGAUCGGCUUGGAGAUCGACAUUAACUACCUGAAAGGGACCAAAUACCGGUCGGGGAGGCUGAUUGGCGGUGGAUUCUUGUCGUGUUUGUUCCUGGUUCUUAUAUUCUACAAACAUGCAGGGGAGAUAUUUGAUGUCAAUGAUAAACCAAGAUUUGUGAUUUUGUUCCUCACUCUCAUCUUCUCCAGCUCCGCGUCUCCCAUCCUCAUACACACGACUACCGAAUUGAAGAUAGCCACAACGGAGGUGGGACGUAUGGCCAUUACCUCGUCCUUGAUCAACGACACAUUGUCAUUGGUUAUAGCUACCUUCUUUAGCAUAUUGAUGUCCUUAUUAUAUCCUCAAAAAUAUGACUCACCCUUCGUAGCAAAGCUGAUUGGCAUUCUGUUAUUGGGAGGCGGAACCUAUAUGAUACCGCCACUGACUCGGUGGCUAAACAGGCAGAACAAAUCAUACAAGGACCUGAGGUACGCUGAGGUGGCCACCAUCUUGACCUAUACAGGCACGAUCUACCUGAUGUUGGAAAAGUUAUUUCCAUUGAGCGGCAUGUUAGCUUCCUUUAUAUUCGGUUUAGUUAUGCCGAGGGAAGGGAAGGCAGUGCGUACUAUCAGGGCCAAGCUCACCUAUCCAGUUAACACCUUUAUCAUGCCACUCUAUUUCGCCAACAUGGGGAUCGAAGCCGAUCUGACGGCCUUAAGCCAACAGACGUGGAAGACGAGCCUCGCCAUCUUGUUUAUCCCCUUUGGGAAGAUUGCCGGCACUCUCGUGGCCGUCUGUUACGACGGGAUACGCUUGAAUGAGGGAUUGCUGCUCAGCCUCUUGUUGAUCGUUAAAGGUCAUGUUGACUUGGCUCUCAUUAAAAUUGGAUUUAAUCAAAAGGCAUGGAAUCAAAAAGGGUACGCUGCGUUGGUAUCAAUGGUCGUAAUCAUCUCCAUCGUCGUCUGCCCCUUAGUCACGGCCAUAGUAAGAAGCCAAAGAAGAUCCCCAACAUACAAAUACGCCGGCAUCGAGUGGCAACAGCCUGAUACUGAGCUCCGGGUACUCGCAUGCGUCCACAGCCCACCUGAGCUACCAACAAUGCUAAACCUCAUAGAGGCUUCAAAAGGGACCGACCGAUCGCCUCUCAUCGCCUUCUUGAUGCAACUAAUCGAGUUCACCAACACUGUCACCGUCACCACCCAAAUGUUCUACCACCAGCAAGAAGAUUUCGACGAGUUCCAGUACGGCCGUGAGGAUACUAUCCAUAUCAACAAUGCCAUUGACUGCUUCAAUCAAGAAUGCGACAUCACCAUCCAUCAGAUGUCCGCUGUGUCCGAAUUCAAAGACAUGCAUCAGGAUGUUUGCAAUGUGGCCCAGGAUAUCAGGACGGCCGUGAUCAUAGUCCCAUUCCAUCGGCGCCAGACCGUCACAGGUGAGAUGGACAAAGGGAAUGAUGGUAUCAGAUUGACUAAUAAGAAGCUACUCCGGCACGCAACAUGCACCGUUGGGAUCCUCGUCGACCGGGGUCUUGGUGGGAACACACAAAUAUUAGCCAUGAAUAUGUCGCACCAUGUUGCGGUCCUGUUUUUCAGUGGGCCCGACGAUCGUGAGGCGUUGGCAUUCGGUUGUCGUAUGGCCGAGCAUCCCAACGUGAGCCUGACCGUUAUCAGAUUCCAGCCAACCUCGGCCAGGGAUUACGAGACUGGGAUCGGGAUAGAGUCGUCCAAGCAAGAUGAGGUCCUCGUUUCCAUCUCCAAGCACGAGAGCGAGAUGGAUACUGAUAGAGCCUUCCUCGCGGAAGUCUACGACAGGUAUGUGAUGACCGGAAUAAUCUCAUACGUCGAGAAGUUUGUAGAGAAUGGAGCUGAAACAGUUUCGGGGUUGAGUGCUAUGGAAGGCAUGUUCUCAUUAUUUAUAGUGGGGAAGGGUGGCCGAGGACUCUCUCCAUUGACAAUGGGAAUAAGCGAAUGGGAGGAGUACCCUGAGCUCGGUGUAAUUGGUGAUCUAUUAGCUUCUUCCGACUUUACAGUAACUGGGUCGGUUUUGGUGAUCCAACAAUAUGGACACUCAAAGAAAAAUCGAAACAAGGACGAAUUCAAGGAAGAUUCUGACGACGAAUUUGCAGUGUAGUGGCAGUUUGGAAGUGCCCAAAUGAGGUUAUUGGCUGGACUUUUCCCUACUUUACCUCAGCCUCUCUCUCUCUCUCUCUCUCUCUCUCUCUCUCU